Camellia sinensis is the source of this 1169-nucleotide messenger RNA. RefSeq lists its product as uncharacterized. The record is from RefSeq and is a predicted model, not a curated record. Lineage: Eukaryota; Viridiplantae; Streptophyta; Magnoliopsida; Ericales; Theaceae.
UAACACAUUUAAAAUAAAUGCCAUUUUUCAAUAAUGCAAACCUCCAAGCACUCCACAAAUCCUUUGUCGUUAGUUCCAAGCAAUUGGCCCUGUGGGAUCCACCGCCACCCCAAUCCCCAUCCCCAUCGACGUCGCCACCCCCAUCACCACACAGAUUUGGAUCCAAUUCCAACGACCACCACCGCCACCACCAUCACCAUCAUCAUCACCAUCACGACGGCGUAGCGGCGGAGAAACCUCAUCGCAAAACCCGACGAUCUCUCUCUCUCUCUUCAAUGGAUGAGGUGAUUACGGCCGCUGAUGCGUCGUCGAGUCUUCGAUCGUACUCAUCAGAGCCGUCCGUUGGGCCGUGGAACCUCCCUCUCCUCUCUGCGUUUCUCGCCUGUGCUCUCGCUCAGUUUCUCAAGCCCUUCACCACCUGGAUCAAGGAGAAGAGGUGGGAUUCUAGAAGGAUGGUUGCUUCGGGUGGAAUGCCAUCAUCACAUUCAGCAACUGUUACAGCUCUUGCAAUGGCUGUUGGUUUACAAGAAGGAACUGGAGGAGCUGCAUUUGCCAUUGCCGUUGUUUUGGCGUGUGUUGUAAUGUAUGAUGCAACUGGCGUUAGACUUCAUGCUGGUCGGCAAGCUGAAUUAUUGAAUCAAAUUGUGUGUGAGCUGCCUCCUGAACACCCCGUCUCUAGUGUUAAACCAUUGCGAGACUCACUUGGUCAUACUCCACUUCAGGUAACAGCAGGUGCUAUAUUAGGAUGUAUAGUAGCAUACGUCAUGAAAAGCUCCAGUUAAGGGAUGGCGCAGUUAUUGCUUCUCAAUUACCAAAUCUUCAAGAGGCUUUCGAGCUUUUCAAUUGUGGAGGUCACAUCACAGCUAAACCUUCCACGAUAUCAAAAGAAAACGUGGGAGACCUGUCUGUGUUUGAGGUUGUAAUGACUGAAAGCUUGUUUUCUUGUUUCUGGUCUUGGUUUGCUUUUCUGUGUAUAAAUUGAUUUUCAAGGUUUAUCGAAUUUAUGCCGUGUUUGAUAUUUAAAAAUGAUUUGGAACCCCGGAAGUUCCCCAUCUCUGUACUUUCUGAUAGUUUGAUGGUGUUAUCAUUUCUGUUUGUUGAGUGAUUAGACUGAUGGAAUUAGAAUGUUAAAUAUUACAAUGAUUGAGAAAACAUAUAUUUGAAGGACA